UGACACUUUUACACCCUUGUUGGUAUGCAAAGCUGGUAACGUUUAGCUGUACACUGUAAAUAUCAAGCCUAAUGUUAUUUUAUUGCAUUGCAGUGCUUAUUUUGUGUCGUCUUUGAUCGAAUCAAUGCGCAUUUAAUUAGUAAGCAAUGAUAGGCCUGGUCUCGUUCGGUUUAUUAGCUGCCGGAUUGUUCAAAUUAUCUUCAUGUUUAGAAACUGGCCGGGACAGCCACUCAGUUCCCCCAGAAUGCGCCGUGCGAAACGACACAUUACCAGCCGUCGACUUCCCUCUUCGCACUGACAAGUUAACCGUCGAAGAAUGUCUGAGAUACGUGAAAAUGCAACGACCAGAUAGUUCCUACACAAGCCCCACGCGGCAAACAUGUUCCCCUUUUCAGUUGGAUGGGAACUGUAAUGAAACCGGCGAUCCUUCGAACUUCAGUGUCUUUCAGAAGACUUACCUAAGUAUCGGAUGCGGAUGGGAAAAACCCGAUAUUCUGACCGAAAUUCAUCGAAAUGUCAGUAUAAUCAGUCCUAAUCGGGCUGUCACUGCCAUGCUCAGAUGCCGCUCUGCAUAUACCAGCGACGUGCUGCAUUACGACGUUGUGCACCCGAUUCGCAAUCAAACCAUCGAGCUGUGGAUUGCGGAAUGUGUGAGCCACAACGUAACGGCGAUGGUGUAUGACAUGGGCGUUUUCCCUUAUUUGCUGCGUCUGGACAUCACCAUAUUCGCAAGCACUAAUGGCGGUAUCAGCAUCCGCCAACGCGACUUUUCACGCAUGCCACAACUCCGAAUGAUUUAUUUCAGAAACAUCAUUAUCGAGGCCAUGGAGCCGUACACGUUCACGGAUCUAGCACACCUGCAGAUCUUGGCACUGGAAGCUCGAUAUCUUUCUUACAAUCUCGGGGCCUCAGAUUCACUGGAUGACCUCCUGAUGGCACGUCGACUGUAUUGCGACAGCGCUUUUGCGUGGUUUCGUCAUUUUCUCAAGGAGAAGCCAUUCCUCAUCGGUGACAAGGCAGAAGGGGAGGCAUUCCGGUUAGGAGACUACUUCUCGCCCAAGCUGCCUUUUACGCCCCGGAAAUACUUUCGGCAGAACCAGAAUGUCAGCUGUUCUUUGAUUUAUGAUAUUCCCAGCUAAAUCGCAAAACUAUUAUUUGGUGCCGAAUGUUUUCAUAACAACAGAAGCUCUGAA
Paramacrobiotus metropolitanus is the source of this 1193-nucleotide messenger RNA. RefSeq lists its product as uncharacterized. The record is from RefSeq and is a predicted model, not a curated record. Bases 147 to 1139 code for a protein of 330 amino acids. The transcript is spliced from 2 exons. NCBI's taxonomy places the organism in Eukaryota, Metazoa, Tardigrada, Eutardigrada, Parachela, Macrobiotidae.